This is a messenger RNA of Octopus sinensis (East Asian common octopus), 1186 nucleotides long. RefSeq names its product chitin deacetylase 7-like. The transcript is spliced from 2 exons. Gene Ontology annotation, molecular function: hydrolase activity, acting on carbon-nitrogen (but not peptide) bonds. NCBI's taxonomy places the organism in Eukaryota, Metazoa, Mollusca, Cephalopoda, Octopoda, Octopodidae. The record is from RefSeq and is a predicted model, not a curated record. Bases 66 to 1100 code for a protein of 344 amino acids. Gene Ontology annotation, biological process: carbohydrate metabolic process.
UUAAUUUACUUGCUUUUUUUCUUCAGCACGUACGCUCGUAUCCGUCUAAUUUGAAGAAGUCUUCGAUGAGAAUGAUGGAACACAACAUUCACUUUUUUCUGGUGCUUCUCAGCGCAUUUUCUCAGUCGUUGCCAAUUGAUGGCUGCGAUCCAAAUCUGUGCCGCCUUUCCUACUGUCGCUGUCCUGGCAUCGAUAUUCCUGGUGGAUAUGCAUCUAGUGAAAUACCUCAAAUAGUUAUGUUGACUUUUGACGAUGCAGUCAACGAAAAAAAUAUUAAUUACUAUCAUUACUUGUUUGGCCGUGAGAAGCAAUCGAACCUGUACAACCCGAACGGAUGUCCAAUCAAAUCCACUUUCUUUAUAACAGACGUUGGUAACAAUUAUACUUUAACUAGAGAAAUAUACCAACAAGGCCACGAAAUAGCUUCGCACACCAUGACGCAUAAGUAUCCCAUAAAGUAUUGGAAAAAUUUAAGCUACACCGAAUACGAAAAAGAAGUGAAAGGCGUAACCGAUAAAUUGUCAAAUUUAUCUUAUAUCCCUAAAAACAAAAUAAAAGGUUUUCGUGUACCAUUUUUAGAAGUUGGUGGUGAUACGCAAUACGAGGUUUUACGAAAUCUUGGCUACACUUGGGAUUCUUCGAUGCUUACUGGUUCUCUUGAGUACAACCGCGAUCCACCAGUGUGGCCUUUUACGUUAAACUACCCUCCAGAGAAGAAAUAUUGUGCUUCGGGCACCCGACCAAACAAACCCUUCCCUGGUCUUUGGGAAGUACCAUUGAUACGGUUUUACGGUAACGACGGGAAACCCUGUGCAAUGGGUGGUAUGUGCACACAGCCUGAAUCCGUUCUCAAUAUUUCAGCUUACCUAUGGAAAAACUUUCAGCGGUAUUAUAACACGAACAAAGCACCAUUUGGAAUUUUUAUACAUUCUUAUUGGUUUGACAAGGAUAUAAAGAACCUGUAUGCUCUUCGAUCAUUUCUGGAAACACUGAAAUAUUUGAGAGAUACAUAUGUCGUUUCUGUUAGCCAGGCUUUGGAAUGGGUUAAAAGCCCAACGUCUUUGAUAGGGAUCAGAAACUUCAAGCCAUGGCAAUGCUAAAUGUUCUAAAAGGAUUUUUAUAGUGUUUGUAUUAAAUGAAUUGUAAGAUAAAUUCAUAAAUAAAAUUGACUAAGUCCCACGCUCUU